Molecule: messenger RNA, 2108 nt
Organism: Vigna umbellata (rice bean)
Lineage: Eukaryota; Viridiplantae; Streptophyta; Magnoliopsida; Fabales; Fabaceae
Product: putative serine/threonine-protein kinase PBL21
Biological process (GO): protein phosphorylation
Molecular function (GO): ATP binding; protein kinase activity
Source: RefSeq, a predicted model, not a curated record
AAGUAAAACCAUAGUCAGAUUGUUUCCUACGCGUCUUAAAUUUUAUCUUCCAGAAACGGCAUUUUGCUUUCUCUUUGAAUUUUGCGGAUCUUGUUAUUAUUUUUAUUCUUAUUUAAUAGAUUUAAUAUUUAAUAUUACUAUACUUUCCAUAAUUAUUAUUAUUUUGGGGACUGGGCUCAGUGAUCCUUAGAGAGGGGAAUCGGAAAUGCAGAACAUCCUCUCUCUGAUUCAUUCCUUGGGAUCUUGUUUCUUCUUAAUUGCUAUUAUUUGUUAUUCAGUUUAAACGAAAUUGAGUUCUCUGUAGCUAUGAGUUGUUUUUCGUGCUUUGUUUCUCGCCGGAAAGAUGUCAGGAGGGUUGAAAUUGACAAUGGCACUCGAUCUGCUACUGCUGCUUCCUCAGAGGGUGAAAGGAAGAGAGAAUCCUCAGAGGCAAAGGGGAAGAGUGUGAGUAGUGGUAAAGGAAGUACCGCAGCGGCUAGUUUUGGUUUCCGCGAACUCGCUGCGGCGACGAGGGGUUUCAAGGAAGUGAACUUAAUUGGGGAAGGUGGUUUUGGAAGGGUUUACAAGGGUCGACUUUCAACGGGCGAGCUUGUUGCCGUGAAACAAUUGAGCCAUGAUGGUCGACAAGGUUUUCAGGAAUUCGUGACGGAGGUUCUUAUGUUGAGCUUGCUGCACCAUUCUAAUCUUGUGAAGUUAAUUGGCUACUGCACGGAUGGAGAUCAGAGACUUUUGGUUUAUGAGUACAUGCCCAUGGGUUCACUGGAAGAUCAUCUUUUUGAUCCGACCCAAGACAAAGAACCCCUAAGUUGGAGUUCUCGAAUGAAGAUUGCUGUUGGAGCUGCUCGUGGCCUCGAGUAUCUCCAUUGUAAAGCAGAUCCACCUGUUAUUUACAGAGACUUGAAAUCUGCUAACAUCUUGUUAGAUAAUGAAUUCAACCCAAAACUAUCAGAUUUUGGGCUUGCUAAACUUGGACCUGUUGGAGACAAUACCCAUGUUUCAACCAGAGUGAUGGGAACAUAUGGCUACUGUGCACCUGAGUAUGCCAUGAGCGGCAAACUAACUCUUAAAUCUGAUAUCUACAGCUUUGGUGUGGUUUUGUUGGAGUUGAUCACUGGACGUAGAGCAAUAGAUACCAGUAGAAAGCCAGGAGAGCAAAACUUGGUUUCGUGGUCUCGUCCAUAUUUUAGUGACAGGAGAAAGUUUGUGCAUAUGGUUGACCCUCUUUUACAAGGCAACUUCCCCUUACGCUGUUUGCAUCAGGCAAUUGCUAUAACUGCCAUGUGUCUCCAGGAGCAACCAAAAUUCCGUCCACUUAUUGGUGAUAUUGUUGUUGCACUGGAAUACCUAGCUUCUCAGAGUAUUACUGAAGUGCAUAGACAUGGUGGGCGCAGCUCACCGCAACAACCAUCUUCGGAAAUGGACAGAAAUUAAUAUUCACAGGUAUCUGAUUCUAGCCUGCGUACAGAUUUCCUUAGCGGUUUGGUCAGCGUAAACUACCAACUUGGCUAUUUUAAGUGUCGUAUUAUUGCUUGAAUGAACUUAUUUGGCAUAGCAGUAGUAAAGAUAAACUUGGUGAUAUAGCAGUAGUGAACAUGUGAAUGUAUUUAAUUAGAAUGCAUAUGAUUUGUUGUUGUUUAGGCUUAAACAUGCUCGAGUCACCUCUGACACGCAUCUUGUCUUUUCAACCAAUUGAGAAAGGGUGGAGGUGAAGAGUGUUUUUACUUGUUGCUUUUGGUGUUUGAUCUAGCGAGAUUGGCUGGUGGUGGAGGUAUAAAAUGAAGGGUAUUUAUUUAUUUACUUAUUAUAUAUUUCAGUUGAGAGAGAGAGAGAGAGAGGGAAUAUUAAUGCUUCCAAAUGCGUUCUUCUUUAUUCUUUGGUGUUGUUUAAGUAUAUAGAUUAGCGAGAGGAUGGACGCAGCUUGUACAUAUGUUGGUCUAUGACGAAAUAGUCUUGUAUCGGUCUUUAGAGUAUUCUUGCACUAUGAUCCUUCAUUCUGUCUGUUGUGAAAGAACAGCUAGUUUGUUUCUCCACUUGUAUUUCUAAAAGUGCACCAUUUUGUUAUAAUGGACAAGGAAUUACCCAACUGACUUUUAUAAAUUUUAAAACUA